Funneliformis mosseae is the source of this 1440-nucleotide messenger RNA. NCBI's taxonomy places the organism in Eukaryota, Fungi, Glomeromycota, Glomeromycetes, Glomerales, Glomeraceae. The record is from the annotation of a GenBank genome assembly.
AUGGGCAACUCUGGUAGUAUUAGCGGUGGAUCUUUUAAUUUUUCCGAACACAAGUCAAAAAGAAACCAGGAAGAGAACAAUAAUGAAGAAUCAAAACGGAGAAAAAUGGAUGGUGAGGAUUACAAACCCUAUUUCCAUGUUAAAAUUCCUCCUCCACGCGUUGUCAUUCCUCCCCAUCCACCACGAACACCUGAACAACAAAUAUUUUCUUCGAGUUCCAUCGUUUCUCCCACCACAAGAAGUGAAAGUGAAGAAACUGACAAUGAUGAUUCUGACGCAGAUGAUCGAGACCCUAAAAAUUUCACAUUUGAUGAAUUUAUAGAUGGGAAGGAUGAAUAUGUGGAUCGUGAUUGUGUGGAUGAUGACGACGAUGAUCAGGAGAGAGUUUUCUUGAACGAUUCGGAUGGAUCUGAUAACUUUUAUGAUAAUCCCUAUAUGUUUCAGGAGAUCAAUAUCUCUGCAUUAUUCGCUUCAUAUCGUUCAAAUGCAUGUCAAAUUGCACGGGAGUCGGGCUUAUCAAUCGAGACGGAUUAUUGUGAAAUAUUGAGUUUAUCCUACAUUCUGCUGUUGCAAGUCGACAAGUUCUCGGACCUUCAAAUACAAGAAUUUUCUAGAGAUACUCUAGAACAAUUACGGAAAAACAUGCGUAACUCAUACGCAGUGAAGACAAAAGUUGCACCAGAUGUUAAAGCAUUAUUUCGGGAAUACAUUGAAAUUGCGCUCGAUGAAGACCUCGGUUUGGAAGAUGUUGAAAAGGCUAUAGAAGGAUCAUUUGCGAAAUCUUUCCAAGAUACCACUGAUCAGAAAAAGUUUGGAAUCAUGCGAUUUAUUUUUUUACAGCUGGUUAAAAAUAUUCCCAUCAAUCCAUUGGAUGACCUUCUUACUAGUAUGAGUUCGAAGGUUCGCAAGCUUGCCAAUUUUGACCCUUCACGGGCAAAACAGCCGGAUAUGAUCGGCAAUAUAGUGAAUAAUAACAAAUCUAGCUACGAAAUGAUGUUUGGAGAGAUAACCGGAGAAGGAAAAAACAAUAAAGCCAAGAAGAACAACUUGGAUCUCGUCAGAUUAGGCGUCUUCAUGAAAGAUGCUCUUGAUAUACUGGUUAAGAAGUUAGGAAAAGACCGUAUUGUUUUUUCAUGGCAAAGCAUUGUGACAUCAUGGACCGGCUAUAUUAUGGUUUUGGUUGCUCCCGGACUUUAUUUAAUGAUCGAUGUUGGCCAUACUGAGCUUCCCAAGUCUUUUCAGACCUGUGGACAGUUCAUCAAUGGUAUUGAUAAUUUAUUUACAUUUGCGGGAAAAUAUAAGUGUGAAGUCAAGAGGACUCGUGAUGAUAUUAAUCGAAUGAAAGAACAAAAGAAAGAUGAUGAUUCUAUAGAAGCCAUCAAAUGGUGUCGAGCUACGUUGGGGACGUCACAAUUCAGGAAACUAGUGAAAAGAACGUAA